GCCUCGUCAGAACGCGGGCCCGCCUCCCGGCUGUGUGUUCAGAGCGUUCCAUGCGCUCCGCUUCAAACACAUAUUCCACAGGGAAAGAGAGAGCAGGACCUGUGAGGAGCACAACGACGAGAACGACAAACGGCAACGACAAAUGGCACUCAUGGCUGGGAUUUUGUUUACGGCGACCUCUGUUCUACUUGGGAUUUCCACAUUUGUUUCUUCGGCACGGAUUUAUCCCCCAAACGAAGUGACGUUACUGGACUCCAGAUCCGUGCAGGGGGAGCUGGGAUGGGUUGCCAACCCAACAGAAGGAGGGUGGGAGGAGGUGAGCAUCAUGGACGAGAAGAACACCCCCAUCCGGACCUAUCAGGUGUGCAACGUCAUGGAGCCCAACCAGAACAACUGGCUGCGGACCGACUGGAUCCCCCGCGGCGGCGCCCAGCGCGUCUACAUCGAGAUCAAGUUCACCCUCCGGGACUGCAACAGCCUGCCGGGCGUCAUGGGAACCUGCAAGGAGACCUUCAACCUCUACUACUACGAGUCCAACAACGACAAGGAGCGCUACAUCCGGGAGAACCAGUUUGGCAAGAUCGACACGGUGGCGGCCGAUGAGAGCUUCACGCAGGUGGACAUCGGCGACCGCAUCAUGAAGCUCAACACGGAGGUCAGGGACGUGGGCGCGCUCUCCCGCAAGGGCUUCUACCUGGCCUUCCAGGACGUGGGGGCGUGCAUCGCCCUGGUGUCUGUCAGGGUCUUCUACAAGAAGUGCCCCCUGGCGGUGAGGAACCUGGCCCAGUUCCCGGACACCAUCACGGGGGCGGACACGUCCUCGCUGGUGGAGGUGCGCGGCUCCUGUGUGGAUAAUUCCGAGGAGCGGGACGUCCCCAAGAUGUACUGCGGAGCGGACGGGGAGUGGCUGGUGCCCAUUGGGAACUGCCUGUGUAACCCGGGUUACGAGGAGCGCAACACGGAAUGCCAGGGUAAGAGAGACGGGGUUACUUUCGUUUGUCGUUUGACGAGUGUGGAAGGUGGCGGUGGUGGGGGGUCUCUCUCUCUCUCUCUCUCUCUCUCUCUCUCUCUCUCCAGCUCAAUUUCCCUCUUUCUCUCCGCAUCCAGUUAGCCUCGUUUUUUUCUUCCGCUCUUUGUCUAUCCCCCCCGUCCCUGGCUCUCUCCCCUCCCGCCCCUCCAACCUUUCAUUCUGUGGCUUGUUUUCUCCUCCCUCCCCUUCCCAUGUUUCCCCCUGUCCUGGUAUUAGGCAGGGUGAUGGAGGCGAUGAUGAUUGUAAAUGGAGUAAUUAGCUGGUCCUUUGGGGAGGUGUUGUGGCUCAAGCUGUGUCCCAUGACUACUGUGAGCUCUAGGGGCGCGGGGGGUGGGUGGGGGACGGCUCUGUGUAUAGCACUCUGUAAACCCCCUGCCGGCCCAUUCCCACUGGGCCUAAUGGCGAAAGGUAGACUCCUCUUAGGGAGAGAGAGUUUGGGAAGGAGAGAGAGACAGAGAGAGAAAGUGUGUGUGUGAGAGAGAGAGAGUGGUCGGUUGGUUUUAUCAUUCCAGGCAGGUAGCAGAGUGAAAUACACACACCUGUGAAAUAGAGCUGAAAUUGAGAUGUUCUGGCAGCAGGACAGACAGCUUAGCGAGUGUUUCCAUCCAGUUCCCUCCUCCCAGUGAUCCAGUCUAAUCCUGUGUUAUAGACUCUGGAGGUCGGAACGUCAGGAUAGUCAGAUCAGCCAUUUCGCCGGCAAGCGUUUUUGAACAAGCAUCGAUUCAUCAGCCGUGUCCAACACGGGAAGGUCAACGGCUGUGUGCGGGCAGCAUGUUGCGGGCAGCGUAUUUGAUCCUGCCCUGCAGUGGUGCACUAUGGGAGGUUGAGUUCUGUCUUUGCUGCCUGCUGUGGCGGACUGUCAGCUGGCAAGGUUUUACAGCCCCCUGGUACGUGUCGCCCCCCCCCCCCCCCCCCCCCCCCCCGU
Messenger RNA from Hypomesus transpacificus, 1955 nucleotides. RefSeq names its product ephrin type-A receptor 4. Gene Ontology annotation, biological process: cell surface receptor protein tyrosine kinase signaling pathway; axon guidance; negative regulation of axon extension. Gene Ontology annotation, molecular function: transmembrane-ephrin receptor activity; ATP binding; protein binding. The coding region runs from base 143 to 1111 and encodes 322 amino acids. The record is from RefSeq and is a predicted model, not a curated record. Gene Ontology annotation, cellular component: membrane; neuron projection. The transcript has 3 exons. NCBI's taxonomy places the organism in Eukaryota, Metazoa, Chordata, Actinopteri, Osmeriformes, Osmeridae.